AUGCCCAUGAUCUCGCCGGUCUUGACCCCUUCACACCUCGGCGACAGACCCAGUCCCCCCCCAGAGAUCUCUGCAGAAGCCAGAAAACAGCUUCCGCUUCCUGACCAGUUGCCCUUGGUCAACUGUCUAGCCAGAGCAAGAAUCCCCACCACUCAGGGUCCUGAAAUCUUUUUGCACUUGUACGAAAACAACAUCGACAAGAAGGAGCACUUGGCCAUAGUGUUUGGUGAGGACGUGAGGUCCAAAUCGUUGUUUCGCCGCCGUGCUGGUGAAAGCCAGCAGGACCGCAUGACCCGAGGUGCAUACAUCGGAAAGCUCUUUCCAGGGCGUACGGAAGCAGACAAGGAUACCAAGCUCGGCAAGGAGCUCCGUUUUGACUCGAACGGAGAGCUCGUAAGAGACGCAGACACCACAUAUCAGGAAUCCACCUUGGUGAGAAUACAUUCGGAGUGCUACACUGGUGAGACCGCAUGGUCGGCCAGGUGUGACUGUGGGGAACAGUUCGACGAGGCCGGAAGAAUAAUGGGAGCCCUGGGCCAUGGAUGUAUUGUGUACUUACGUCAAGAAGGCAGAGGCAUUGGGUUGGGAGAAAAGCUCAAGGCCUACAACCUCCAAGACUUGGGGGCCGACACCGUGCAGGCGAACCUCUUGUUGCGCCAUCCUGCCGACGGCAGAAACUUCUCGUUGGCCACCGCAAUUUUGGUGGAUUUGGGGUUGACUGAGAUCAAGCUCCUCACCAACAAUCCUGACAAGAUCGUGGCGGUGGAAGGCAAGAACAGAGAGGUCACUGUGUUGGAGAGAGUGCCCAUGGUGCCUUUGGCGUGGGCCUCAGGCAAGGGGAUAAACUCCAAGGAGAUCGACGGGUAUUUGUCUACCAAGAUCGAGAGAAUGGGCCAUUUGUUGGAAAAGCCGAUAAAAAUCAACUAA
Suhomyces tanzawaensis NRRL Y-17324 is the source of this 927-nucleotide messenger RNA. It is a transcript of the gene RIB1, whose product is annotated as GTP cyclohydrolase II. Bases 1 to 927 code for a protein of 308 amino acids. The record is from RefSeq and is a predicted model, not a curated record. Gene Ontology annotation, molecular function: GTP cyclohydrolase II activity. Gene Ontology annotation, biological process: riboflavin biosynthetic process. Lineage: Eukaryota; Fungi; Ascomycota; Pichiomycetes; Serinales; Debaryomycetaceae. The transcript has a single exon.